Messenger RNA from Auxenochlorella protothecoides, 2331 nucleotides. RefSeq names its product Oxysterol-binding protein-related protein 1C. The record is from RefSeq and is a predicted model, not a curated record. NCBI's taxonomy places the organism in Eukaryota, Viridiplantae, Chlorophyta, Trebouxiophyceae, Chlorellales, Chlorellaceae. Bases 1 to 2331 code for a protein of 776 amino acids. Gene Ontology annotation, cellular component: intracellular membrane-bounded organelle; membrane; cytosol. The transcript is spliced from 14 exons. Gene Ontology annotation, molecular function: sterol binding.
AUGCCGAUCACUGUCGUUAUAAACGCCUUAAAACCCCUGCCCCUGCCCCAGAUUGUCGCUGGGGUGCUGCUGAAAUAUGUCAACUUGGGGGCUGGAUGGCGGCAUCGUCUGUUUGUCCUGGAGGAUGGUGUGCUUCGGUACUACAAGAUCUUUGGCCCUGCUGCCAUCAAGAUCCACAUGCUUCUGGACUCCCUGCGAGCCAAGGGAGAGAUCUUCCUGGUCGGUGCUGAAGUGAGCAUGCUAGAGAACCGCGAUCGGAGGAGCAGCGCCGGAGGGAAGCAGGGGUCGGGCAGUGGCCGCCUGCCCCCUGCACAGGGCGAGAUCCAUCUCCAGGUGGCUGGGGUGCGGGAGUCCGCAGCCGACUACCGCAAGUUCUACAUCCACACCGGCAUGCAGACGGUGGCGCUGCGAGCCGAGUCUACGGAGGAUCGCUGGGUUUGGAGCGAAGCGCUGCGGGCUGCCAAGGGAGCCUGGCAAGGGCUCACUCCCUCGGAGGCGGGCGCUUUGGCACGAGACAAUGAGGACAGGAUCCUCUCUGGCGACGACGUCUUCCUGCAGUACCUUUCCACCGUCGAAGAUAAUCUUGUGUCCAGGAAUGUGGACUCUGCCGCCAGGGCCUACGUCGCCGAUUUGCUGGUCCAGGAGCACCAGAAGCUGCACCAGGUCUUGGUUGCAGAGGCAAACAAGCGCAGCUCUCUGCUGAAGAGGAUCUACCAGCUGGAGAACGAGAAGCGGGAGCUGGAGACGGCCAUCGUGGUGGAGGGGCGGCAGACCUCAGACAAACGGAUAUCACCCAGCGAAUCUGCUUCUGUCGUGUCGGAUGGGGAGGAGAGGGAGGAGGAACGCGUCAGCCACAUCUUCUGUGCUGACGGCGGGGACGGCAACGAGACGGAUGAUGAGUUCUUCGACGUGGACGAUGCCCAGGGCACUGCAGGGCGGCACUCGCGCGGCAACAGCCUGGCGAGCAUGCUGACGCCCACCGGCUCCCUCCUGGACGGCCUCGAUCUGGAGGCAGAGGUCUCCGCCAAGGAGCCGGGGUCGACAGAGGCCGGCGCCCUGGCCCCGGCUCCGGCCCAGCCUGCCUCCGCCGCGGCGGCGCCCGCUCGGUGGGAGCAGGGCACCCCCGGCGACCCGGCCUGGCUCCUCGCCGAGAAGGGUGAGAGCACACCCAAGGGCAUCCCGCGCCGCCGCGCCUCGCUACCUCCCCCCGCGCAGCAGGAGAAGACCGUGAGCCUCUGGUCCCUGAUCAAGGGCAUGGUGGGCAAGGACCUGUCCCGCGUCUGCCUGCCCGUGUACUUCAACGAGCCGCUGUCGGCGCUGCAGAAGAGCGCCGAGGACCUGGAGUACUCGGAGCUGCUGGACGCCGCGGCGGGCCUGCCCCGCGCCUCUGCGGACCGCCUGCUCUACGUCGCGGCCUUUGCGGUGUCAGGCUACUCCGGCACGGUGGGGCGCGCCGCCAAGCCCUUCAACCCGCUGCUGGGCGAGACGUACGAGCUGGUGCUGCCGGAGAAGGGGCUGCGCCUGGUGGCGGAGAAGGUGGUGCACCACCCCACCGUCCUCGUCAUGCGCGCCGAGGGGCGGGCCUGGUGCCUGGACGCGGACGCGGAGGUGCGGUCCAAGUUCUGGGGCCGGUCCAUCGAGCUGCGGCCCGAGGGCGUGCUGCGCGUGCGCUUCGCCGACGGCGACACCUACGUCUGGAGCAAGGUCACCACCAGCAUCAACAACCUGGUGCUGGGCAAGAUCUACGUCGACCACGGCGGCAUCAUGCGAGUGCGCGGCCUCGACUCGGGCCUCACCGCGCGCGUGCGCUUCAAGGAGACCGGCAUCUUCGACCGCGACCCGCGCCAGGUCCGGGGGGUGCUGGAGAGGGGGGACGAGCGCCUGGACCGCCCCAUCCUGCACGGCCACUGGGACUCAUCCCUGCACGCCGAUCUGGAGGACGGUUCACAGGUCCUGCUGUGGCGCAAGAACCCGCCUGCCAAGGAGCCGACGCGGUACAACCUCACUGCCUUCUCCAUCCUGCUGAACGAGGUGGUGCCGGGGACAGAGGGGCUGGCGGCUCCCACCGACUGCCGUCGCAGGCCCGACCAACACUGCCUGGAGCUGGGCGAGUAUGACGAGGCAAACGCGGAGAAGCAGCGGCUGGAGCACAAGCAGCGGGCGGCGCGCAAGGCGGCCGAGCGCGGGGACCCCAUCCGGCCGCGCUGGUUUGAGCACGUCCCGUCUGCCAAGCCGGGGGAGGAGCCGGCGUACAGAUACAAGGGCGGCUACUGGGAGGCACGGGAGGCCGGCACGUUUGAGGGCUGCCGUGACAUCUUUGGCCCUGAUUGA